Messenger RNA from Peniophora sp. CBMAI 1063, 2625 nucleotides. Lineage: Eukaryota; Fungi; Basidiomycota; Agaricomycetes; Russulales; Peniophoraceae. The record is from the annotation of a GenBank genome assembly.
AUGCCUCCUCGUCCUCGACCCGUACAGGCCAAGGAAUCUGGUGGGACAGCAGAUGACGACGACGGUGUAGCUACGCGUAGUCAUCGGCGUAAAGAAUACGACAUGUCUCCCAAUGGCUAUAAUUCAGAUGGAGUAGAACAGGACGGAGACAGUGAUCAUCGCUCCUUUGAUCCAACUCGCGGUUCCGGACACGGCUCCUCUCAACCAUCAUCAGCGACGAUGGUAUCUGAUAAGCAUGCGGACACAGUCAAGAUGACCUCCACCGACGAUUCUCCCAGGCCCGCUCGAAGCAAGAAGAAACCGGAUGCUUAUGCUCACCCUCUCUCUGAUUCUGAAGAUGAGGAAGUGUUGCGUGCACGUAUCAGUGACGGCGGAAAGCGCGUAUCGCAUGCUGAACGCGGUCGCAAGCACGACAGGACGCACGACGUGGAUCCGCAGGUCUUGUCUAAUCCGUCUGCACGGCGCAGUAGCUAUAAAACGCAGGGGAGGAAGAUGAGGCUCUCGGACGAGUCUGACUCGGACGCAUUCAUCUCGCACAAGAAGAAUGGUACUCGUGCUCAAGAAUUCUCUACGCCCAGGAAAUCAGGAGGUCGACGAGGUCGCGACUUGAAUGUUGACGCUUCGAGCGACGAUGGAGAAGAAGGGGAACGGCAGCCGCAAUCCCCUGUUAAAGUUAAAUCAACCCGUGGAUCUGGCCGAGAGGUAUCAUUCAACGUCUCGAAGGCAUAUCUAUCCCCCCCUCCCACCAAUAGGAAGCCUCGGAAGGUGCCCGAUACACCUCGUGGUCGUCCCGCUCGCAAAUCAUCUCAGUUUUCUCCAGCACCGCGCUCUGAUAGUCCAGAUGACGGUCACCAGCUCUAUUCUUUGGACGCAUCUGACGGGGAAGACUUCGUCCGAGUCAAGACAAGAGGACCGACCGCGACUUCACGUGAUGUAUACGAAAUUAGCAGCGAGGAGGACCUUCCUACGCGCAUAACCCCGGCAAAGAAGACCCAAGUGGAUGACGCUGUUGAUGACGAUCGCUCUCGUGCUGGACGUCAGGGUGAUGACUCUGACGCAGACCAUAACGGCAACUUGCGCGGCUUUGUCGUCUCCGAUGAUGAUGAUAUUGUUCGUACCCCGCGGAAGGGCAGUUCUCGCACAAAGUUCGUAUUGAUUAUCAUGUUCACUUCCAAGACUGCCGCUGAUACAAACCUCAGCGUCGACUCGUCUGAGAGAACAGUUAAGGCUGUUACCAGUGACGGCAAGGAAAUCCGACUAAGGCGCAAGUCUGACGAUGCAUCAUCUGGAAAGGGAAAGCGCAAAGCCCGCUCUCGAUCUCGCGACAGCUCUGACUACCUUCCAUCUCCUAAGAGAUCUGUAAAAGGAAGAGCCGUUGAGGGUCGCGGAGAGAAACGGAGGCGUCGUUCGCCGACUCCGUACCGGGACGCAGAGGACAAUCUUUCUGUUAAGCGUCCUCGCCGAGCUCCCAACGCAGGAAUAUCUGACGAUCGCCAGCCAGCGGAGGCUGCUGUGGAUGAACAGACCAACAACGCUGGCUCACCGGAUGCCGUGCCGGAAUCGCAUGACAGGUCCCCGUCCCCGAUUAACAACGAGCGCGCGUCCGCGCCCAAGGGCGCUUCUUCGGCAGUCGCCGCGCGGCCUUUAGUUAAAGACGGGAAAUGCAAAGUUACGAAUGAGGACGAUCACGAUGGCUUUCUGUUAGGCACCUACGGAGAUUGCGUUGCAUACUCGAGUUUCGCUCUGCUCAAAACUCCUCAGGAAACUGGCGCUGUUGGGGUAUCUCACUUCGGCAGUAACCACAACGGAUUUCCCCGCUUCGAGUCCGGCAACUUGUCUUUGAAACGGCUUCGCGCGAUGUUGAAGUUUACUUCUUGCGCGAACGGAAUGGUUGUCAACCCCGCACGCGCUCAUCCCGACCAGAUCCCUGUCGGUCUUUCCACCUACACAACUACCAAUAACAAGACCAUCAAGAGCAUCGCUAAGAACGGCGAGAACGUGGACCUCGUCAUAUAUGCUUUCGUCGCUCCGGACGGAUCUUAUCUUGAUCGUCUCGCGAGCCCUUCCGGCAACAACGCCCCCGCUGACAAAGGCUAUCGCGCACUCAACGUCUUCCCUCUCAAUGGGGAAUAUCAACGCACCCUUGCCUUCAUGCAUCACGUGCUAUCGCCUGCGAAUCAGCAGUGUCAGAUGUUCACCAAUGGGAACGCCUGGCAGGCGACCAGUAUGUGGGGCGAUCGUGCCAAGUUCCAAGGACGUAAACCUCUUCCUGAACACGUUCGGGUCAACACUGGAGGCAGCACCUCGAUUGGUGCUCGCGGUGUUCACCCGGGUCUUGCACGCGUUGCCAAGAGUUUCAACGGCGAUAUCCCGAUCUUCGACAGCCGCCGCCACUUCAUGAACUCUCACGUCGGUGACGACUGGAAGGAAGGAUUUUCAGUUGACAAGAUCCUGACCCAAGUGGACGGCUUAGACGAGCGAUUCAGCGGCGAGAUUCCCGACGAUAGCCUCAUCGCUAUGCAUUGCGUCGUGUCGAUGCGCUCAACCGGUGCCGUCUCACUCAACCUCGUCGGUGCCCAGGUUUUGGUCACGCCUCGUGUUGUUCAUUUCUCCGAUCUUCAGUAA